Molecule: messenger RNA, 2259 nt
Organism: Aplosporella prunicola CBS 121167
Lineage: Eukaryota; Fungi; Ascomycota; Dothideomycetes; Botryosphaeriales; Aplosporellaceae
Exons: 2
Coding region: 1-1977 (658 amino acids)
Source: RefSeq, a predicted model, not a curated record
AUGGUGAACAGAAAGAGACCCCGUUCCCCAGAGGACGAUCCCUCUGGGGAUGACCCAGCCGAGCUCAUCGAUGAUGGAAACCUGUCCCUUGAACAGCAAGUUGAUGUUGACCAGCUUCCCGUGUCGCCUUACACCAAUCGCAAGUUUCAUGGCUACUACCACGCUAUCAUGGAUGCCAUCAAGAACGCUGGUGGAGUUGCAAGCUCUACUGCGAUCAACAAGUUCUUGCAGGCCAACUAUCCCAGCCACACGCGCAACAUCAGCCAGCGAGUAGCAUGGGGCCGAGCCUUAAAAGCGCUGAAGGACCCCGAAGGACCCUUUUUGCUCACCAAGAAAGGAACGUACCGCUGGCAGAUCCGUCCGACACUGGGUGAAACGCGGGUGUUGCAAAUUGUUGCCGACUCUGACCUGCAUAAAAUCACUCCCACCGAGUUCUACGCCAAGCUCGUCCGGAUGUGCAAGCAGAGAGUCUCUAUGGACUACGAAGGCGCCAGCCGCCGCGAAAUGCUCAGCUACAUCCGCGCGCAAUGGCCUACUGUCGGUCGCGUUGCAAAGCGCUGGAAGAGAAGGCUGAACCCGAUGAUAUCCGCGGCGAACGGCUUCGUCAAGUACACGAAACCGGACGGCACGGUGAAGUGGCUCGUCACCGUCAAGGAGGAACCUGAUUCUGAUGACGAGUUCGAGCUGUUCAGGCAGACUUUUCUCAUGAAUACGGCGGGAGAAGAAGCCACUGAGCCCGGACCUGAGAUCCUUAACCAAACUCCCUUUGCUAAGACAGAGGAGGACGAUGAUGAUGAUGAUUUUAUCACUGAGCCCCAGGCCGACACCUUCAACCUGCCUUCGUCCGUGAAGAUUGAGGACGAUGACGACGACGACUUCGAGGGUUUUGAUAUACCCCUCCCUUCAAUCGAGCAGGAAUUCGACGACGCCAUGAACACUCACCAAGCUCGUGUCGACUCUUAUCAGCCGUCGUCCGGCUUCAAUACCAUGGAGGCUAAUCAGUCUCACGUCGCUGACGCUGGCUAUCACCAUAUGUUUUCGAGCCUCAAUGCUUUGGACGGCUACCCGCGUCCUAUCGGCGACGGCUACCCGCGUCCCAGCGGCAACGUUUAUUACCAGCAUACCCGUUCUGACUCUAACACCAUGGAUGCUGAUCAGCCUCACGUCACUAACGCUGGCUAUAACCCUAUGCUUUCAAGCGUUAAUGCCUUGGACGGCUACCCGCGUCCCAUUGCCUACCAGCAUACGCGUUCUGACUCCAACACAAUGGAUGCUGCUCAGCCUAACGUCAACAACACCGCCGACUACCAGUAUACGUCUCCCAAGUUCAGCGCCUUGGAUGACUCACCUCCCACCACCUCCAAUGGCGAUCGUUAUACGCCUGACCUCAACGUCUUGAACGAAUAUCAAUCCGACGAUACUGGCUUCGGCUAUCAGUACGCGCCAUCAGACUACAAUGCUGUGGAUGCUCAGCAGCCCGACGGCAACAAUCUCGGCUAUCUGCCUACGCUUCCCCGCUCCAACACCUUGGACGCCUACCAGCCCGACGUCACCGACGCUGGAUAUCAGGAUGCGCCGCCCUCCGAGUUCAACGCUAUGAGCACCUAUCAGCCCUACGGCAAUUCUCAAUACGCUCCUUCCGAGUUCGACGCUAUGAACGCCUACCAGCUUCCUCUCUCACAUCAACUGAAGCCUUACGACUACAAGUUCAACACCAUUGAAAGAGUCUACCAGACCCCCGUCGAUGACCAGCAAUCGUCUUCCUUUGGAGGACACAGAUUAAACACCCUUGAAAGAGUCUACCGGCCUCCCGUCAACCAGACUCCCGUCAACCAGACUCCCGUCAACGAGCAACAAUCGUCUUCUCCCGGAGGACACAAAAGACGCAAGUUGGACGGAGAAUCUGGACAAGCUGAGUACCAGCAACUGGAGCCUUCCAAAGAUGAAAGCAAGUGGCCUUUCGUCUUUCAUCUGUGAUAGCUCACGAGGCAAACUGAAUUUGGAGGAACUGUCUUCGAUCUUCGGCGGUAGGCAGCUGCAACGGCCGUGUUGGAUUGUUCCUCAGUAAUCCGACUUCGCUACGCAUCAAGCGCUUUCGAGACCAGCUGAAUUACUGAGAAGUUCUGGGAAAGAUGCUCUUUCUGCGUUCAGACUGGUGGACUGCAUGUACUUUCGAAAGCUGAUUCAUGGAUUUGGCAGCACGCUACUGCUGUUCGGAUGUAGUGAGAAGAAACCCAUAGCUGAAUCAUACUCUUGCAU